CCACCGAGUCGUGACGUGCGCGGGAGGAGGGGCCCACCCUCGCGCUUAAAUACAGCGCCAAGCCUGAUCUGGACAGACUGAAAGCACAGUUCUUGCAUGCGCUCCACCAGAAGACACAACAUGAUCAAGAAAAUGUCCCCCUCGGAGAGCGACUUUGACAUUCCGGCCAAGAACUGCUACAGGAUGGUGAUUCUCGGCUCCACGAAAGUGGGCAAAACGGCCAUCGUGUCCCGGUUCCUCAACGGGAGGUUCGACGAGCAGUACACGCCGACGAUAGAGGACUUUCACCGGAAACUGUACAGCAUCAAGGGGGACGUUUACCAGCUUGACAUCCUGGAUACUUCUGGGAACCAUCCGUUCCCGGCCAUGCGGAGGCUCUCCAUCCUGACAGGAGACGUGUUCAUCCUGGUCUUCAGCCUGGACAACAGAGACUCCUUCCACGAGGUCCAGCGUCUCAAGCGUCAAAUCUACGAGACCAAGUCGUGCCUGAAAAACAAAAUGAAGGAGAACCUCGACGUGCCUCUGGUCAUCUGCGGCAACAAAGGCGAUCGCGAGUUCUACCGCGAGGUGCAGCGCGCCGAGAUCGACCAACUGGUGGAGGGCGACGACAACAAGUGCGCCUACUUCGAGAUCUCAGCCAAGCGCAACGAGAACGUGGACCGCAUGUUCCAGACGCUCUUCACCCUGGCCAAGCUGCCCCACGAGAUGAGCCCCGACCUGCACAGGAAGGUGUCGGUGCAAUACUGCGACAUGCUGCACAGAAAGUCCGUCAAGAGCAAGAAAAUGAAGGACGUAGGGGAGGCGUACGGCAUGGUCACGCCGUACGCGAGAAGACCCAGCGUGCACAGCGACCUCAUGUACAUUAAGGAGAAAGCGGUCGGUGGAGGGCAAGCCAAAGAUAAAGAAAGAUGCGUCAUCAGUUAAGAGGACUAUGCUUGAAAAGACAUUUAACAGAAAAAAAAAUGGGAGAAGCUGCCAUGUUUUGGGCUUUUUCGCACCAGCAUUUGCGCGAGCGCAAGUGGAGGCAACCGACGCAAAAGUGUCACCAUGGAGACGGAGCGGGAUCUCAUUGACUGCAAAAAAAAAAAAAAAAAAAUAACCCACGACAGAUUCAAAGAAUGUUCGCUUGUUCUGUCCACCCGUGUGACUGGUCAUCACCGUACUUUGUGCGUGUCAUGCGUUUAGAAGAAAAAAAAUGUGUUCGUUGACGUCAUCAGAGACUCUGGACAAUAAUGUUGUUUACAUCCUUGUUUUAUAAUAACCACACUUGAAUGUUACUUUGCAAUCAGCACUCUUUUUACGUACUGUAUAUUUAUUGUGACUUACUUUUUUGCAACGAAAACUUGAUAUAAUAAUUAAAAAAAGAAAAAAUCCUGGA
Molecule: messenger RNA, 1378 nt
Organism: Corythoichthys intestinalis (scribbled pipefish)
Lineage: Eukaryota; Metazoa; Chordata; Actinopteri; Syngnathiformes; Syngnathidae
Gene: rasd1
Product: RAS, dexamethasone-induced 1
Exons: 2
Coding region: 97-924 (275 amino acids)
Biological process (GO): signal transduction
Molecular function (GO): G-protein beta-subunit binding; GTP binding; GTPase activity
Source: RefSeq, a predicted model, not a curated record